GCAGCCGGGAUGAAGGACCUGCGGAACCUCUCCUUCUUACACCGUGGGUGUAACAGUCUGCUGCUGAAGGAGCUGCUCAGGGACCCCACAUUGUCAUGUAGGGGGUGAGAGCCAUGUGUGGUGUUGCCCAUGAUGGACGCCAGCUUGGCUAACAUCCUUCUGUCCCCCACUUCCUCAAUGGAGUCCAGAGGACAGUCCAGGACAGAGCUCGCUCUUCUUAUCAGUCUGUUGAGCCUGCUCCUGUCUCUGUCCGUGCUACCCCCCCUCCAGCAGACCACAGCGAAGAAGAUGGCUGAGGCCACCACAGAGUCAUAAAAAGUCCUGAGGAGAGCGCUGCACACUCCGAAGGACCUCAGCCUCCUCAGCAGGUGGAGGCGGCUCUGGCCCUUCUUAUAGAGGGCAUGUGUGUUGUCAGACCAGUCCAGUUUGUUGUUGAGUGACUCCGACUCUGAGACAGACUUUUCCGCAGCGAUGGUCCCUCCUGUCCCCAGCGCCGUGCCGGUCACCGGAGAGUCCUACUGUGGCUGCGACUCCCAGGCUGAGACCAGCUACAACCCCCGUCUGCGAGGUUUCCACCAAGUCAAAGACUGCCACUGUGGAGAGGAGGACCAAGAAUUUGACUGGGGCUGGGACUCGAACAGCCGGUCGACAGCAACAUUACUGAGCUGUGACAAUCGCAAAGUGAACUUCCACUCGGAGUACAGCUGUGGCACAGCUGCGAUCCGCGGCUCCAAGGAGCUGGCGGAGGGACAGCACUUCUGGGAAAUCAAGAUGACAUCUCCAGUGUAUGGAACAGACAUGAUGGUUGGUAUCGGCACUUCUGAUGUCAACAUGGACAAAUACAGACACACCUUCUGCAGCCUGUUGGGAAAAGACACAGACAGCUGGGGUCUCUCUUACACAGGCUUGUUGCAUCAUAAAGGAGAGAAGAUGAACUUUUCGACACGCUUCGGACAGGGCUCCAUCAUCGGAGUCCACCUGGACACGUGGCAUGGCACACUUACUUUCUUCAAGAAUCGAAAGUGCAUAGGUGUUGCUGCCACAGAGCUCCAAAAUAAGAGGUUUUAUCCGAUGGCGUGCUCCACAGCCGCCAAAAGCAGCAUGAAGGUGAUCAGGUCCUGCUCCGCCCCCACCUCCCUGCUCUACCUUUGCUGCGCCCGCCUUCGCCAGCUGCUGCCAGACUGUAUAGACAACCUGGACGUGUUGCCCCUGCCCCCGGGCCUCCGUCAGCUGCUCCACAAUAAACUGGGUUGGGUGCUCAGUCUCAGCAGCGGCGCCGUAGAAGAGACCCCCGAUGGGGCCGAGUGCUCCUCCCAAUCGUCUGUCCCUCCCCUGGCCGGACCGUCCUCCUCGGAGAGCGACUCGGAGGGUUGCACGUCCGACCCCGAAGCCUGUCAGAGGAAGAGAUGCCGCUGGACAUGACUGGGCGGCUCGAGUCCGACCUCCUCUUAAACACUGGCAGAGGUUACUGUCCUACGGCUUCUGUUCUAGUGUUACUUACCUGCCUGAAGCUUAGCGUGGUAGAGCAGAGAACAACCAGGCUCGGUGGAGCAGAGAGAGCGGUGUGUGGGCGGUGGCAGUAGUUCUGCCUGCACGUUUUAUUACUGUGAUCUUCUCUCAUGCCAUUCACAUGUCUUCAUGCACUCAGUAUCCAGCACCAGCUUCAGUAAUGCGUGAAAACAUGUGGUGUUGUUUUGUUAACUAACAUAAUGUGUUGCCAUUCAUCAGCGGCGAUGAGCGACAUUGUGCAGGAAUGGUUACGUGACACUGAAGCAAGAUGAAUCCAAAGUUUUGGUCGUCAUCUUUAUAUAUUUGCAAGGGGGAUGGAGGUUAAAAAAUUACAGACAGUAAAAGUAUUUUCUAUGUUUAUUACCCUGUAUGCAAAAAUAUUAUAUUAUUCGCUGUCCAUGCAUUAUCAAAGUUGUCUGUUACCUGUUUCACUGGCAUCUGCAAUUUCUACUUUUCCAAAUCAAGUGAGUAAAGAAAUGAUAAGAGGAGGUUGAAUGAACGCGAGUGCACUUUGAAGCUUUUAGUCAACAAUUAAAUUAUUGUUUUCUUUCUGUCUCUUGAUCCCCAAACGACUGAAGCACAUCUAAUCGCUCAUCACAUUAUUGGAAAAAAAACAGUUUAUCUAAAUAUUUAAUACAAUCAAGUCUCCCUUUGAAAAGUCCUGCUUGUGGUUUAAAGAAACUAUGAAUUUCCACUUUUCUGAAAAAUGUAAGCAGUAUACAUUGUCUCGUGUGUGUCAGUGAAAUGAGACCACCGCACCUUUCAUGUAACUUUCUAUCGCUGUUACAUCUUAUUGUUAUUUGAGAACUUUUCAAGGGUAGUUUAUUUGUUUGAGUUUAUGUGCAGUUUUUGGUGUUAAACGUUUUUAUGCAAUGGAUCUUUUUUUUUGUUUUUCCCAAAGGCCUUGUUCAAUCCCUGUCCUUAACAAUUGCUCUUGAUUCACUUAAGUUGUAUUUAAUGCUACUGUCAUCAUUUCAGUAUCAAACCCUCAGCCCCUCUUGGCCUGAAACGUGACUUUAGAAAGAGGUUCGGUGAAUAUCUGCUACACUCAGCUUGAGUUUGAUUACUAUGGAUUUCAAUUAUUACAAACUUUCAGUGCAGAAAGUUAUGUCACUGCUCCUGCAGACAAAAUGAUUCUCAGCUCUUUCUUUAGAUGUGUUUGUGUAUUUCUAAAAGUUCUAUGUGGCUCAAAACACAGUUUAAAUGUUGAGCUACUGUCUGGUAACAAUCAUAACUUAUUGAAGCUGUGGAUUUCACCCUAUUUUGUCGAAACUGCAACCGAGAGACUGUCACCUGAGGGAUCUGCAACAUUUCUCUUGAUGUCUUGGAAAACAUUUUACUGUCACUUUUGAUGCCUACGGGGCUGAGCGGGUUCAAAAGGUCAAUUACAGUCUGUAUUGAUAUUAAAUUAGUGACACGGGUCAGAUAUAAAGUAUAGUUUUUUUGUUAGAGUACCCAAUCAUAACAAUAUAGGCUAAGUAUAAUAGUGUUUGAGUAGUGGUUGAGGCUACACAGCUUGCAGGCUGCUGCCUCUGAUCACGUUUAUUUAACCUAAGUAGACGCACACAAACAUUUCUGGUACUAUGCAAUGCAAUUAUCUGAGGGUUUCCUGGAGGAACGGGUGUAUCUGGGUACCAUCCCUGAGACACUGGCACAGCAGCAGUGGUGACGGUACCAGAGGACCACACUUAUCGGCCAUGAGUGGUGUUACAUUCCAGUUGUGCAAUGAGUUAGUCACAAAUCCCUCUUUGUAGAUCCAGUGAUGUAACCACACACUGGUAAAGUUGUAGUCCAGCAGAUGUAUUUUUUUUUUUGUACUUCAUUUAACUAUUUGUCUUCACAUCAAUGCAUUCAAGCACUUUUUCUUACUGUUGUACUGUAAAUAGGAAAAUUCUAAGUGUCUCUUCUAUAAAAUGUCAUAUUAACAAUACUGUGUGUGAGAGCCUUUACUGGCCUUUUUCUGUAUAACCAAGAUCAGCAUGAUUUCAGCUGAAAAUAAAAUGAAUGCUUAAUAAA
Messenger RNA from Limanda limanda (common dab), 3525 nucleotides. RefSeq names its product splA/ryanodine receptor domain and SOCS box containing 3a (gene spsb3a). The transcript is spliced from 6 exons. Lineage: Eukaryota; Metazoa; Chordata; Actinopteri; Pleuronectiformes; Pleuronectidae. Bases 472 to 1422 code for a protein of 316 amino acids. Gene Ontology annotation, biological process: proteasome-mediated ubiquitin-dependent protein catabolic process. Gene Ontology annotation, cellular component: SCF ubiquitin ligase complex. Gene Ontology annotation, molecular function: protein binding. The record is from RefSeq and is a predicted model, not a curated record.